Messenger RNA from Eurytemora carolleeae, 1855 nucleotides. RefSeq lists its product as uncharacterized. The record is from RefSeq and is a predicted model, not a curated record. NCBI's taxonomy places the organism in Eukaryota, Metazoa, Arthropoda, Copepoda, Calanoida, Temoridae.
GGAAAGAUUCUUCUACGACGUUGAAAUCUCUGAGUUCCGACGGAGCAAAAUGUUCAUUAUCAUCUUCAAGAUUCCUCAUUUUCUCUUCUUCCACGUUCUUCCGUUAGUGAUUUUUACAGUUUUCAAUAUCCUGAUUGUUUGGCAGAAAUCAGAUAGAAUAGAUCUAGAGCAAACUGCGGACUCAGAACAAACUGCAAACCAGCUCUUAGAGCAAACGGAACAUCAGAACACAGAGCACAGGAGACAGCAAAUGACAGAACAAAACUACGGGUUUCCAAGAAGACUGGUGAGGCUAGCCCCUAACCUACUGAUUGUAGGAUUCCAUAUUCCAAGGACAAUGCUCACUGCUUACGAGAUCAUAGUUCAUUUGGUUAUGGAUGAGGAGGAUAAAAACCUUGAACAGACCUGGAUCCUUGAUCUAUCCCACACCCUUCUCAUCCUGGGAUCCUCAACAAAUACAAUGAUUCUUCUUCUCCAGGAAAAUUUUAGAAUCGGUGAUAUAAUAAAUGUCUUCAAAACUCCAGGACCAAGAAUCCCAGAGAGGACUGCAGAGUUUGAAACGUUUGAUCUUCUCCAGGUUUAAUCCAAAGCUGAUCAAUGAUUUCAAUUAUAUCAAUGACUUUAGUGAGGAGAUUGUCAACGAUUAGCAACGGCUUAAUUCAAAUCUUAAUCUAAUCAAGGAUUUUGGAAAUAUCGUUGCCAAUAUAUAUUAACUUUUCUAGAAAACAAACUCGUGAUUUUUUAGAAAAAAAAACUCGUGGUUUUCUAGAAAACAAACUAGCGGUUUUCUAGAAAACAAACUAGUGGUUUUCUAGAAAAUAUCUCGUAGUUUUCUAGAAAACAAACUCGUGGUUUUCCAGGAAAAAAAUGAUCAAGCAGAAUGUUAAGACUACUGAAUGAUCCAGUCGACCGUUUAAUGGUCCACAUUGCAUCUUUUUAUGAUAAUGACAGCCCACUUUACGAUCCUGACUGCCCACUUUAUGAUCCUGACUGCCUAUUUAACGAUCCGUUUUGCACAUUUUAUUGUUUGUGUUGCACUUUUUAAAAAAAUCGUGUCAUAUCUAUGAUCUGUGUUACAGCUAUUGUAUGAUCCGUGUUGUACUUUUUAUAGUCCGUAUUGAUCAAUUUAAAAUCCAGACUGUAACCAUAUAUAAUCCGGUUUGAGUACAUCAUCGUCAGCUGAAAACUUUUGAAUUGGAUCAACUUAAUCCCGAUCGCUUAAUCAGAAUCUCCACUGUGGAGACUUUUAAUUUUCUUUUAAAUCCUCUCUUGGCUAUCCCUGCAAAUUCACGGCUUCUGAUUGGCUAUUUAAUUUUGCAUAAAAUACAUUAAAUAUAUGAUAACCAAGUAAUUCAUGAAUCACUGAAGAUAAAACUACAAUUUCAAUUUACGACGUUAAAGACUGGUGAAUCUCUAUAUUUUCAUGUUUGUAUUAAUGUCUUGUAUUCAACAAUGUUAAAUAUUGUAAUUAAUUUAGUGAAAGGAACCCCUUAGAGCUCUUUGGAGAAGAUUCUAAAAAUAAAUGAUACCAUUUAUAAGAGAGAAAAGUAGAAAAAUAAACCGUCAAAUCCCGGAUUUACUGACAUUUUAUGUAUUUUCUGACUUUUUCAUAUAAAACCUUAAUCAGCUCAUUGACAAAUUUUCUUUUCACCUUUUCUUUUGAAAGCUAAGCGCUUUUAUUAGUGUAUAAUAUGCUUAAAAGAAAAUUAAAUAUUGGUUUAUCUUUGUCAUGCAUCAGCGGGCAACCACCAUAAUCCACAGUUUUUUAAACUCUGAACUUUGUUUUUGAUUUCUUCUACAUUUUACUCAGUUUUCGUUCCAAAGAGGGGAUGAGAGGCAUACGACACCCCAUCCC